AUUUGAAUUGCCGGAAACGCAAAAAACAAUCUGUAUCAGAACACUUUCAUAUCUCUCGUGUUGAGUUGUGUUUUAGUCCACGACAUAACAUCGGCCUAAUUGCUGGUGCGUGUAUCUAUUAAAUGGUUCAAAAGAAAAAAUUGUGUGUUUUUUCAAGUGACAAGUUGAGUUGUUUCUUCGUCUCACCUUCAACUUUGAUCUGUUUCUUGAAACAACUUGUUCAAUUUUGCAAUUGGAAAAUGAUUUAAAUAAGUAUCUGUUGGAUUGAUACCUAGUUGAAAUUAGUCAGCGUCUCUGUCUCCAAAAUUCUUUUUCGUUUUGGGGAAUUUGGUUGAAGAAUGAUCAGUCAUGGGAAAGAUAAGGAAUUGUUGAAGGCCCAAGUGAGAUCUCUAGCGGCAUGGGUCAACAACACGUUAGGGUCUACUCUUGUAAGUGCAGAAAACUUAAUUCACAAACUUUCAACUGGAGUUAUUUUAUGCAAACUAGCAAAGUGUAUCCAGAAGAAAGUUGACGAAGCAAGUGACUUCCCUGAUAAAUUGGAGUGUCAUAUGCAUCUGAAGUAUUGGGAGCGAGCCAAGAAAGAAACUUUUUUUGCCAGAGACAAUGCCGAGAUGUUUAUCCGAUGGUGCAAAAGUUUUGGAGUCAGAGACGCUGUUCUCUUUGAAUCAGACGGACUUGUUCUGCAAAGACAACCUCGAAACGUAGUUUUAUGUCUUCUGGAAUUGGCGAGCUUGGCUUCCAAGUACGGGGUCCUCCUUCCUCCACCAAUUCAGCUUACGAAACAGUCUGCCAAAAUUAUUCAGGAUGAGAUGUCAGAUUGCUCUGAUGAAGACAUCUACUUCACUUCCUCCAUACCUUCACCAACAAAGUUCCAGCGAGUGGAUUCAGGAUGUUCCAGUGGACUAAGAAGUCCCUCGCCCAUAUCCACCUAUUCCAAAACUUCAUCUCCAAUCUCUUCCAUGAAACGAAGUGGCAUCCCCCUACGCAAGACAGACAAGAACGUAUUCGUCACCAUCAACACUCGCUAUUGCAAUCGCCUUCCGGAGAGCACAAGUGAAACCAGACAGUUUUCGUCACGGACUUCGUCUCCAGUGAUGAGACGAAGUGCCUCGUUGGCGAGAACUGAUACCAUCAGCAGUCGAAUGAGAACAAGUUGCACAUUGAAUCGUAGUUCUUCAUCUCUUGCAUCGUCUAAGAGUUUGCAAGAGAAAAUUGUAAAGAAAUUUUUUGAUGAACAUUUGUCGGAAAGAGAAAAGAUAUCGAUUUUGGACAAAAGGAUAAUGGAAGUUGCUCGUCAGUACCAUAAAGAAGAAAGCAAGAUUCGUCGAUUAUCUGAAGGCCGUUAUAGUAUCAGUGGAAAAAACGUGCAUCUAAGGAUUGUUCGAGGCAAUAAUGUCGUUGUACGCCUGGGAGGAGGAUGGGAUACUUUGGAACAUUUCCUUUCGAAUCUAGAUUUCGACAAAGCUCCAUGUGAUAUUUGUUCACGCACAAGGACUUACGAUGGGAAGAAGAGAGUAACAUGCAUUAAAAGAACCUAUCCUGUAGCCACACUCUAAUAUUUUCUUUUAAUUAUUAUAACACAGAAUAUUAAACACUUGAAUGCAUUAAAUAAAGCUCUUACCGGAUA
Molecule: messenger RNA, 1627 nt
Organism: Parasteatoda tepidariorum (common house spider)
Lineage: Eukaryota; Metazoa; Arthropoda; Arachnida; Araneae; Theridiidae
Biological process (GO): actin crosslink formation
Cellular component (GO): actin filament
Molecular function (GO): actin filament binding; cytoskeletal adaptor activity; microtubule binding
Source: RefSeq, a predicted model, not a curated record